AUUUCUAUCUUUUUAUUAUAUAAGAACAUCAUUUUCCUUGCACAGAUUAUCUUGUUACUAAAAUGAGGUGCAAGUCAUCAGCUAACCAAAAUCUAAAGCACAAAAAGGGCUUAUGGUCACCCGAUGAAGAUCAAAAACUCAAAGACUACAUCAUCAACCAUGGUCUUGGCUGCUGGACUUCUGUCCCCAUUAAUGCAGGUUUACAAAGGAAUGGAAAAAGUUGUAGAUUAAGAUGGACUAAUUAUCUAAGGCCAGGAUUAAAGCGAGGGACAUUCACCACACAUGAGGAACAGAUCAUUUUAACUCUUCAUGGCAUGUUAGGCAAUAAGUGGUCACAAAUGUCACAGCACUUGCCAGGAAGGAGUGAUAAUGAGAUAAAAAAUCAUUGGCAUUCUUAUCUGAAGAAGAAAGUUGCCAAAUUACAAAGCAUAACGCCUUUAGACACAUUAAAUGAAGAAUCCUGUUCUUCUUCUACUUCUUUAAAGUCAACAAGAACAGGUUCAAGUAUCGAAUCAAAUGAUGUGGAGCCUUUAGAUUAUUCAAAAGUAACUGGUCUUAGAAUCCCACCAAAGAUUUUAUUUGCUGACUGGCUCUCACUAGAUCAGUUUCAGUUGUUUAAUAAUAACAAUUCAGAUGAAUUAUCAUAUUCAAUGGAUGCAUUUAAUCAUACUUGUAGCUCUCAAGAAACAGUUAUAAAUGGGGGAUCAUAUAGUAGUGGCAUUCAAGAAGGAUCAAGAGCUGAAUGUCAAAAUGUGGAACAUGACUUCUAUGAUUUGAUCUUUGAAGAAAUUAUAGGUCCAAACUUUAACAUUAAUGCAUUGUAGUCCAUGAAAGGACAUGAGCAAUCCAACUCAUGAUCUUUAUAACCUUGGAGGGAGCUAGACUUAAUUUUGUAAGAGCUUUUAAGUCCAUGAGUUGUCUUAUCUUUGAAGUCGGACCAAAAUAUUUGCAAAUGUAAUAAAAAUGUCAUGUCAUUUUAUUUACAUUGUGUUUUGUUAUUGAAAUUUCGAACAAUUGUGCUUGCUUUGUUGUUGCAAACAAACCAUCGUUAUUGGCUUCUUGCAAUAAUGCAAGGAAAAUAACCGCACCCAUUUUCUAUAAUGGGUGUAAGGGGAGGCUAGUGUUGGAAGAAAGAAGGACUUAAACAAGAAAUUCUAAUACAGAACAGGGAGAACAUGAAAAAACUAAUAAUACUUGUAGCUCUCAAGAAACAGUUAUAAAUGGGGGAUCAUAUAGUAGUGGCAUUCAAGAAGGAUCAAGAGUGAGUAAGAGUGAUCUGCAACAAAAUUCUGAAUGUCAAAAUGUGGAACAUGACUUCUAUGAUUUGAUCUUUGAAGAAAUUAUAGGUCCAAACUUUAACAUUAAUGCAUUGUAGUCCAUGAAAGGACAUGAGCAAUCCAACUCAUGAUUUUUAUAACC
This is a messenger RNA of Lactuca sativa (garden lettuce), 1419 nucleotides long. RefSeq lists its product as uncharacterized. Lineage: Eukaryota; Viridiplantae; Streptophyta; Magnoliopsida; Asterales; Asteraceae. The record is from RefSeq and is a predicted model, not a curated record.